AAAAAUUCACUUUGACUCACAAACGUGAAUAAAAACUGUUUGUGUCUGAUCGGAAUCAGUAUCAUUGAUCAGGAUCAAUAAUAUGUUAUUGAAGCAGCAGUAACAGAAUAAAUCUGCAUUGAUCUGAUGAUUGAUUCUUUUACUGAUGGAUAAUCUGGCAGCUGUUGGGUUGAUCCAUAUCUCUGAUCGGCUCUUCCUUCAUGUGAUCAGUCAUGUGAUCGGUUGGCUGCUUGAUAAAUGAGUGUUAUUGAUCUCUCAUGGCUGGAUGAUUAUUGAUUCUGAACAUGAUUGAUUAGACCUGCAGCAGGACGAUGUUUGUAUCUUCACAACAGGAAAUGAUUCAUGUAACAAGAGUUUUGUUUCCUGCGUUCAGAGACUGUUGGAGAGAAGCCGAGGAUUGUGGGUGCUGUAGUUCUUCUUCUUCUUCUCCUGUUUGUGACGGCGGCAGGAUGCUGGGCUGUCUGCUGCUCUGCUGCUGCUUCAGUCUGCUGCGUCUCUCCGUCGCUCUGGUUCACGGAAACCUGCAGCUGGACGCCGAGCCCGCCUACCUGUCCGACAUCGAGAGAAGCCACGCCCCCGACCCUGUGCGUGACCCCGCCCUCUUACCCGUCGACUCCAUGGAGGAUCACUUCCUGUUGGACGCGGGCUCCUAUGACGAGGACUCCUCGGCAGCCUUGCAGCUGCAGGGUCGGGCCAUGCGCUCGCCUCGCCGCUGCAUCCCUCACCAGCAGUCGUGUCUGGGUUACCCGCUGCCCUGCUGCGACCCCUGCGACACCUGCUACUGCCGCUUCUUCAACGCCAUCUGCUACUGCCGCCGCGUGGGCCACGCCUGCCCGCCGCGACGCACCUGACAGAGCGACGCCG
Molecule: messenger RNA, 864 nt
Organism: Thunnus maccoyii (southern bluefin tuna)
Lineage: Eukaryota; Metazoa; Chordata; Actinopteri; Scombriformes; Scombridae
Product: agouti related neuropeptide
Exons: 3
Coding region: 312-851 (179 amino acids)
Biological process (GO): positive regulation of feeding behavior; neuropeptide signaling pathway; adult feeding behavior
Cellular component (GO): extracellular region
Molecular function (GO): type 1 melanocortin receptor binding; neuropeptide hormone activity
Source: RefSeq, a predicted model, not a curated record